Molecule: messenger RNA, 1860 nt
Organism: Sclerotinia borealis F-4128
Lineage: Eukaryota; Fungi; Ascomycota; Leotiomycetes; Helotiales; Sclerotiniaceae
Source: the annotation of a GenBank genome assembly
AUGAAGCAAACUGCGCUUCCUAUUUCUAUAAAGGAGUUUGCUGAUGCUCUUUUCAAGAAACCAUGUCAGAUUCCUUAUCGUCAUGGCCAGAAAGGUCACAAAACUUUGGGACUUGCAGUGAGUGGUGGAGUGGAUUCUAUGGCACUUGCGGCGUUGUGUAUACAAAUGAAAAAGAAUUACAUACCGUUUGCAUCUGAUGAAUAUCCAAUAAAUCUGAACAAAAUCGACUUUCGAGCUAUUAUCGUCAACCAUGGAGUAAGAGAUGGCAGUUUAGAAGAAGCUCGGAAAGUCACGGGGGUGUUGGAAUCUCUCGGCAUGCCUUCACGAAUCUUAAGUCUCCCGUGGAAAGAUGUUACUGGAAAUCCUUCCUCACUUCCUAAUUUCGAGAGCUUAGCCAGAAAGUACCGUUUUCAAGCCAUUGGAGAAUAUUGUCGUAAACUUGACAUCAGUUCAGUCCUUCUCGGACACCACGCUGAUGACCAAGUUGAGACCAUCUUAAUGCGUCUAACAAAAGGCGCUCUAGGGGUUGGUCUACUCGGUAUCAAACCUUCCUCUCCCAUACCGGAAUGUGAAGGCAUGUAUGGAGUUCAUGAAAGUGGAAGUCCCAUUACACUCUCUAUGCCUAUCUCCGACAUGAUGGAUUACCAAUGGCCCCCUCGCACUCGGGACAUCGGACAAGUUAAUAGCGAUUUGCCUGCAUCCGGAACUUCAAGAAAUAUGACCCAGCUAGAAUUAGAGUCUGGAGGUGUAACCGUCUAUCGUCCUCUUCUCCCGUUUCCCAAAGAAAGACUCAUUGCGACGUGUAAGGCCUUGGGCGUGGAGUGGUUUGAAGAUAAUACCAACACCGAUCCUACCCUGACGGACCGGAAUGCAAUACGUCAUCUAUAUGAUCGUAGAGGGAUGCCUUGGGUGUUACCGAAAUCAAAGGUUCUUUCCCUUGCAGCACAAGUUCAAGAAACUCAUGAUAUACGUCAACAAAAAGUCGAUCAGUUCAUGAAAAAGUGCGAGGUGUUGAGCUUUGAUACUAGACGAGGAACCCUUCUUAUAAGAUUUCCUUUCCUACCUCACGAUAUCAUCGACAGAAAAACGUUAGCUGCUAUGAUUCUACGUCGUAUAAUCAUGAUAGUAACGCCAAAUGCCGUAGUAUCCCUCGAUCGAGUUUUCAGUGCAGUUUCAGAAAUCUUUCCCUUACCGGGUAUACCAGUAAUGUCAAAAUUCUUGAAUACAGCAGGUGUCAUGUUCCAACGUCUCAACUCAGACCAGGAAUCUCUGUCUAACAACGAAUGGCACAUCCAUCGUCAGCGCAGAUACAGAGUCUCUUCGGAUGAGGUUGUUGUCCCAGAGCUACUUCCAGCGAAGCUGCCCAAAAAGUUCCUGUUUGAUAACCGAUACUGGCUUUUGAUACAUAACGAACUAAAAGCCCAGGCUGGCACUCUUGUUGUUCGUCUCUUCCAAACGAGUGAUAUGAAUAAAUUGGAGCGGGCUCUAGGUGGGCAACGAUUAAGGAUAUUGAAGAAGCUUUUGAGAACGAUUAGAGGUGAAGAAGGAUGGAGGUACUCUCUACCUGUUGUGGUGUGGAAACCACAUGGGGGUUUUGUCGUGGUUAAGGAGGUGAUUGUUGGUCUACCGACUUUGGGGGUGAAAGUUAGUGAUUUCAGCCAUGUCGAGUGGAGGUGUUGGUACAAGAAGAUAAAUCUGGAUGAUCUAGGUCUACAGGCUGCAGUGGAUUCGGCUGCAGUGGAGCCGUAUUCUUUGGAAGUCCGCCGGGUGAUGAAGCUCAAAGGAGAAAUCUCAGAUAAGCCGGGAUUUGCACCAUGGCUCAGAAAACGUGAAAGCUCUACGAGUGGCGACGCGCUAUGA